This is a messenger RNA of Magnusiomyces paraingens, 366 nucleotides long. RefSeq lists its product as uncharacterized. The transcript has 3 exons. Bases 1 to 366 code for a protein of 121 amino acids. The record is from RefSeq and is a predicted model, not a curated record. Lineage: Eukaryota; Fungi; Ascomycota; Dipodascomycetes; Dipodascales; Dipodascaceae. Gene Ontology annotation, biological process: mitochondrial respiratory chain complex IV assembly. Gene Ontology annotation, cellular component: mitochondrion.
AUGCCUUCCAGUUGCAAAGAUUUGAAAAAUGCUGUUGCGAUUUGCUUACAGCGAUCCCCUUGUGUUAUGAUUGAUAGAAACACUCCAAAACAAUGUAUUGAAACUGAAGAACUGCGACGCGAACUUCCAGAAAAAUGUCGACUUCAACUAGCAUCAUUUUAUAAGUGCAAACACGGACUUGUGGAUAUGAGAAAACGAUUUCGUGGAAAUGCACCACUUUCUACAGGCCGUUACGAUGCAGAACUUGCCAGAUUAUCAUCUGGAAAUUUUAACGUUGAAGAAGAACAAGCCAAACUUGAAACUCCACUUACAGUGAAAAGCCAUGCUUCAGGAAUAAAACCUACAGAUAGAACUAAGGAAGCUUAA